Messenger RNA from Synchiropus splendidus (mandarinfish), 1646 nucleotides. It is a transcript of the gene fnta, whose product is annotated as farnesyltransferase, CAAX box, alpha. The transcript has 9 exons. Gene Ontology annotation, biological process: protein geranylgeranylation; protein farnesylation. Bases 31 to 1113 code for a protein of 360 amino acids. Lineage: Eukaryota; Metazoa; Chordata; Actinopteri; Syngnathiformes; Callionymidae. Gene Ontology annotation, cellular component: protein farnesyltransferase complex; cytoplasm; CAAX-protein geranylgeranyltransferase complex. Gene Ontology annotation, molecular function: protein farnesyltransferase activity; CAAX-protein geranylgeranyltransferase activity. The record is from RefSeq and is a predicted model, not a curated record.
UACGGACUCUCCUAAGCUAACAGUUUAGCAAUGUCUGCCAGCGAUGAUGUUUCCAAUGAAACUGCUAAAGUUUCAGAAGACAAAGAGUUUGAAGACUUCGAGGAUUACAUGCCCUGUGACCCGACUCGAUAUAAAUUAUACAGGGAGAGGAAAGAAUGGGCUGAUGUAGAGCCAGUUCCUCAAGACGAUGGACCAAAUCCUGUUGUCAAGAUUGCUUACUCUGAAAAAUUUUCAGAUGUGUACGACUACUUCCGUGCUCUCCUGAAGAACGACGAGAAGAGUGAGCGAGCUUUUGCUUUGACUGCUGAUGCCAUCGAACUAAACGCUGCAAAUUACACUGUGUGGCAUUACAGAAGAGUUUUACUCCAAGCUCUGUCCAAGGACCUAAGGGAGGAGAUGAGGUACAUCACCGUCAUCAUUGAGGACCAACCUAAAAACUACCAAGUCUGGCAUCACAGGCGCAUGGUGGUUGAGUGGCUGAACGACCCCUCAGAGGAGCUGGAGUUCAUCGCAGACAUUCUCAGCCAAGACGCCAAGAACUACCACGCCUGGCAGCACAGACAGUGGGUCAUCCAGGAAUACAAACUCUGGGAGAAUGAGCUGGAGUUUGUGGAAAAUCUCUUGGAGGAAGACGUGAGGAAUAACUCGGCGUGGAACCAGAGGCACUUUGUUAUCUCACACACGACGGGCUUCUCUGAUCCUGCCACUCUGCAGAGGGAAAUUGAGUACUGUCUGGCCCAGAUAAAGAAGGCUCCACACAAUGAAAGUGUGUGGAACUACUUGAAAGGGAUGCUGCAGGACCGAGGCCUGUCAACUCAGCCGGGCCUGCUGGAGAAGAUUCUGGAGCUGAAAGACACACACUGUUCGCCGUAUCUGCUGGCCUUCAUCUACGAUUGCUACGAAGACGCCCUGGAGAGCAACAGCCAGAACGAAAGCACAGAAGAGGAGCGAAAGGAAACGUUACGGAAAGCUCUGGAAAUCUGUGACCUCUUGGCGCAAAAGAAGGACACCAUCCGGAAGGAGUACUGGCUGUUUUUGGGACGAUCUUUACAGAGCAAGUACGGAGGCGGCAUGCCAGAAGAGGAAACGUCCCAGCAGCAGGACAUGAACUAGACAUGUAAGGUUAAUGUAUUGGUAGCUUCUUGUGUCUGCUAAGAGCGAUUUAAAUAAGUGUCAUUCGUCACAUGUACAUCUGAAGGGGUCGUGUAGAGCGUCGCAUGUAGCGCAGCAUAUGUGGUGUUACAGCAGACUGAAGUUUGUUUUCAUGCUUAUACAAGUGCUGCUGCGCUGCACACAUGCCGUUCAUAUCCUGAGGGGAAGGAAAUGGAUUUAGUCCACUUCAUCCAGCUGUUUCUACUUGGGCUCCCUCUACAAACGCCAUUCAUCCUCUUCAGUUUUCUCACCAAGCAGCCCAGAAAUGUCUAAUCAUGGCUUCUUUACACGUUUACAAGCCCAACCUGAUUAGCUCUCCCAGGGCCGAGGACGCCACGCCGCGUGAAGUGUAUUUCUAUUCUAGUGACCGGGACAGGAAGGUUUGUGCUCCAAUAAAGUUGUUCAAUUUUCAUCAUGUGCACGUCUGUAAGCUGAUCGAUGGCAACAUGGAGUGGCACUGGCUCGUAAUAAAUACCUGAGAAUUAAAAUACCAG